UCUGUACGUGGGUGGUUGGCUGCGUUGCUCCUCUACGUAGCUAGCUAUCAACAGUAUGGAGCUAUCUUUUCAAGCUAUGAAAACUGCAACUCAAGCAAGGGAAGCUGAUGAACUGAGAACAGAGACAAGAAAAAGAAAAUUGCUUGUUUUAAUUUAUCAUCAUUUAAUGGAGGAGGGAUAUUUAGAUGCUGCUAAUGCACUGGAACAAGAGACCAGUUUUGGACUGCGCCGGUUUGAAGUGUGUGACAAUGUUGACUUGGACACAAUUCUCAUGGAGUAUGAAAGCUUUUAUUUUGUUAAGUUUCAGAAAUACCCCAAGAUAACUAAGAAACUGCCAGAGCAAGGGGAGAAAAGAUUUGUUAGAAGCUGUGGUAAAAAGAGGACACCAUGCAUAACUCAAACACUGCCCAAAAUCACCUCUGUCCAGCGACCCCUUUCCAGGACCGGGAUUAAAAAGUUAGAAUGUCAAGCAGUAGCCAAGGACUCCACUAAAUCUGCCUGUGAGAACGGAGUCUCGUCUCUGGCAGAGAGCACAGAACUUCACUUAAAUGUGUCUUCCAUAAUCAGGAACGGAGGAGGUGAAGGGAUCCAGAUGAAAAAGGAUUCAAUUAAAGGAACUUUUAAUGAGAUGGCUGCAAACAACUGCAAUCUAGAACCCUCAGAGAGGCUGCUCAAACCCAUCAGUACCUUUUGUGGUACAAGCAAUGAGAUGAAAGAGCUAGCAGCUGUCAUUAGUAGGGAUAUCUAUUUACACAACCCCAACGUGUGCUGGGAUGACAUUAUAGGCCUGGAGGCAGCCAAGCGAUUACUCAAAGAGGCUGUCGUCUACCCCAUUAAGUACCCCCAACUGUUCACUGGUAUUCUCUCCCCAUGGAAGGGUCUGCUGCUCUACGGGCCUCCAGGUACAGGCAAAACAAUGUUGGCCAAAGCCGUAGCCACCGAGUGCAGCACCACGUUCUUUAACAUCUCUGCCUCCAGCAUUGUCAGCAAAUGGAGAGGAGACUCUGAGAAGCUGGUUCGGGUUCUGUUUGAACUGGCGAGGUACCAUGCCCCAUCCACCAUCUUUCUGGAUGAACUGGAAUCAGUGAUGGGCCAGAGAGGUGUUGGACAUGGAGGUGAGCAUGAAGGCAGCAGACGGAUGAAAACCGAGUUGCUGGUGCAGAUGGAUGGACUUGCACGCUCCAACGACCUGGUGUUUGUGCUGGCUGCCUCAAACCUACCCUGGGAGCUGGACUAUGCUAUGCUGCGGCGACUAGAGAAGAGGAUACUAGUGGGUCUUCCAUCUGGGCCAGCAAGGCAGGCCAUGAUCAACCAUUGGCUUCCUCCAGUCAGCAACACAGGAGGGGUGGAGCUUCGAACCCAGCUAGCAUAUGAUGUGCUGGCAGAGGAGACAGAGGGUUAUUCCGGCUCAGAUAUCAGACUUGUGUGUAAAGAGGCUGCAAUGAGGCCUGUCCGGAAGAUUUUUGACACCCUGGAAAAUGACAGUGAGGGUCACUGUGAUGUACCACAUAUUGAGCUAGAAAUGGUGACCACAGAGGAUUUCCUGGAGGUAAUCGCUCACACCAAACCGUCAGCCAGGAGCCUAUCUGACAGAUUCUCUGCCUGGGAGAGAGAGUACGAGUCUGUUUGAGGUGACAACCUAGAUGGUUCUCACGAUGAUAGUGGCAUUAUCAGUUGUUUUUUUUGUGAUUCAUCACAUCUGCCUACGUUUGCAAUUUGAUCAUAUGAUUACUAUAACAUAAAAUACAAAUACAGAGUUGGCCCACAAAUUUACAUAAAAAUCUCAAAAAUAAAAUGCUUUAUUUUAUCUUAUGUACUUUUAUUUAGGAAAGGUAGUUUUGCUUAACUUCUGUAUUUUAUGGGGGGUUUUUUUAUAUAAUGACUACAUGUACAGUUCCCCUGGUCUGGAGUGAAUAUUCAUUGCAUUCUAAAGCAUGGGAAAAUGGAUGUCUUUUUAGGUUGGGGAAACACUAGUUUUGCAUUUACAGCAAUGGCAAAUGUUCUUAUCUAGAACAACUUAUGUUUAUGAUUAU
This is a messenger RNA of Electrophorus electricus (electric eel), 2033 nucleotides long. It is a transcript of the gene katnal2, whose product is annotated as katanin p60 subunit A-like 2. NCBI's taxonomy places the organism in Eukaryota, Metazoa, Chordata, Actinopteri, Gymnotiformes, Gymnotidae. Gene Ontology annotation, molecular function: ATP binding; ATP hydrolysis activity; protein binding. The record is from RefSeq and is a predicted model, not a curated record.